AUGCAAACAACCGAACACUCUAACAAAACCAGAAACAAAGAACACAAGCACACAAGAACACACACACUCAAAACAGUAAAAGAACACUUUUGUGUACGUGGUUCAGAAGCAUUUCUCCAACCUAUAUCCACGAGAAAACCAACUCUCUUUGAUCUUUAUUGCUCUGAUGAUGAUUACAAAGAGACUCCGACAUGUCUGAUCUCGUGGAUGAGAUGAGGCAACUUCUUGAGGUUCGGGCCGCCAAGGCAGCCAAAGCCGCGACAAAGAAUGCUGCCAAGAAAACAUCCAAGGCGCCUGGCCCAGAUCUAUCCCGCAACAAGGAGACGCCAGGGGCAGAUCCUCGACCAGGCCAGGUUGCAAUCGUCGCGGUUCCUGUUACGGCUGUGGACCCGGCCACCGUCCCCGGCCUCGCUCAACCCCUAGUGAUCGAUCUGGAGUCGGAACCUGCAGUAAGCCAGAGUUCCGGGAAGAGGGCCGCAGAGUUGGGCGCGGCGGAGACCGAAACUGGGAACAAGAGGCCUCGGACGAGGCGGGCUAGCUCGGCCGGAGAGUCAUUCGGGGAAAGUCGCCUCACCGCGAAGGAGAUUCCGGCGACACCGGCCCUUCCCAUCCAUCCGGCCCUACCUGAGGAGGGGGAAGCUGUCUUGCGAGACAAGCAGUCCAGGCUCAUUUCCCGGACCUGGGAGAGUGGCUGGGAAAGGAGUGACAAGACAUACAAGGCCCUGACGAUUUGUCGUCAGGUUGAGUUCGCUGAGCGCCUGGCGGCCUUCAGUGUCCCUCAGCUGAUCGUGGAUCGGCCAAUCGCCGAGACGGGCUUUCGCCCUAAGCUGGGGCAGGACACGACCCUAUUCGCGGUGGACCUGUUGGACCAGGUGGGGAACACCAUGUCCAACCUUCAACUGAAAUGGUACGCCACCAUCGCCAACCCGGACAUGCUGUUCAUCUCCCAGGCUCUCCGCCAUCAGGCCAUCGCUGACGCUCUGCUAUCCCAUCGAAAUGCUGACCUGGUGGCCGAGGUGGCCAUGAUAGAGACGCUCCAGCUGGAGCUGGAGGCGGCCGUGAAUCAAAGGGAGGCCACCAAGGAGGCCCUGGCCAGGGAGACGGCCCAAGCAAAGGGAUCCUUGGCCAAAGGAGUCAAGGCUCGGCUUGAAGAGGCCAUAUCCCGGAAAGAAGUCGAGGCUAAUGAGAAGGUAGCUCUUCUGGAGGCAGAGCUUCUGUAACGACCUCCAAUCUUAACAUACAUAUAUAUAUAGUGUAAAAACAAAGUUUAACCUGAAUAUAACAAUACUUAAAUUCUGAAUUUACAAAAACUUUAUUAAACAAUACAUAACUAAUGUUCAUAACCUCAAACCAUACAAUACUCACAACUAAAUAAAAACUUUAUCUUACAUACAAAUCUUAAUACUUUUAUAAAUAAUUUUCGUGGCGUUACUACACCUUAACGUAGAGAUAAAAGUGUAUCCAACCGAUAAAUUGAAAAGCUUUAUGUAAAUUACAAAGUCCAUGAAAUACUUUUAAAGCUUUAAGUAAAUGAUAAAGUUCACAAAAUACUUUUAAUGAAAUAUAAUAAAACCAAGUUUCUUGUUUAUUUAUAAAAUAGCAUAGCAGAACUCCACUCCCUUCAAGUCAGCCCCAUAUGUACAGUCAUGUUGGCUCCACGUAUACUCAUCAACGAUUUAUAUUUGGGGCCUCUUACCUACAAUACAAAACAUUAACUGAUGAGCUAAAGCUCAGUAAGCAGAAUAACUACCUCAUAUGCAUUAAAAUAAACGUGCAACAUGCUAUGUAUUUUCUUUCUUUCUGUCACUUUCCUUUCUUUUGGGCCCUAGAGGAUGCUGCUGCCGGCAUUACAUAGGGAAUCACAUUCCCACCUGAACAUAAACAUGAUAAUAGGGAAUUUCUCCCUCAUAAACAUUCAUUAUAUAGGGAAGUACAUCUCCCUCCUUACAUUUUUGGGACGUAGGUCUCCCAAGCAGCACCUCUACUUUAACACUUUCAAUAACUUGUUUGUGAACAUUAAGCGUGCUUAUGCAUAAGAAAUAUAACAUUCUUAAAAAUAACUUCUGCAUAAAAACAUGGAAGGAUAACAUAUAAAGCAUAUAAAUGCACAUAAGACACAUAAAAGAUAUGUAUUGUAGAUGAGGAUUCUACUUACCUUGCGUCUUGAUAAAACAACCGAAAUUGUUAGCUUCCUGAUAAAAACACAAACUAUUAACUUACAUAAAAUCUACAUGAUGUAAUUUUAGUUUAUAAUUGUUGUUAUUCUAUUUUUCUUUUCUUCUUAUUGUUUAUUUUAUGUCCAGGCGUAUGGUCAUACUAUAUUUGUCUAUGGGAUGGUCCUGGUCUAAAAGUCGUGGUCAUGGUCAUGGUCAUACGGAAAUGUCCAGGUCAUAGCAUCAGUCCAUAAUAAUAGGGAAUAAGGUCAUAUAAUAAAAGUCCAAAUAGUCCAAAGUGUGACCAUAGCCUAUAUAAGUUUAGUAUUAUAACGAUACAUAAAAAAAUAGUUUAUAUUUCAAUUUUUGGCAUUGUAAAUUACG
Messenger RNA from Humulus lupulus (European hop), 2537 nucleotides. RefSeq lists its product as uncharacterized. Bases 192 to 1220 code for a protein of 342 amino acids. The transcript has 3 exons. NCBI's taxonomy places the organism in Eukaryota, Viridiplantae, Streptophyta, Magnoliopsida, Rosales, Cannabaceae. The record is from RefSeq and is a predicted model, not a curated record.